ACAAAGCAUCGGUCGUAAGAAAGUAGAUGUGGACUAGACUCCAGGAACAAGGCGGAACAUUAUCAUAACUUUUCUUUUUAUUAUCUUAAUCUACGACAUCCUUUCGAACGCAAAGCUAGCUCUGCACAUACUGCUUUGCAAUUGCCUCAGAGUGCUCAUUGCAAACGGCUUGAUAUCCAACACUUCUAACGGCUACAAAAAAGUAGGUCAAAACGUCACGACAGGACUAGAAUUUAUUGCUUUUUACGUCAACUUUUUUCCCACAUAAAGCCUUACAUGCCAAGGUGCUCACCAGUUUUGUCAACGAGACCUUCCUUCACACCCAAAAGUGCUAAGGAAGAGGAAUCUUGAAAAUUUGACGUAUAAUCUGUAUCAAAAAGAGGAAGCGAAUUUCCCCUACUUGUAAGAUUUCUCAUCAAACGUUAGGACUUUCACUUUACAUAUAGCAAAUUUAUAGCUCAGCAAGAGUACGUUGAUAUUUUACGAAAAAAGACGGUCUUUUGUUUCAUCAAGGACGCCAUUUCCAAAGAACAAUCGAAUUUUGAAGAGUUUACGUAUCUACGCAAUCUUGAAGGGUAGCACUACCGUAAGGAGGUGUUAUCUUCUUUUGCCAUCCGGACCUUUCUUUAUUCGGAAGCAUUCGGAAGAUAUUACUGAUACACUCAACCCAUUCCCUCCAAACCCUGUACCAUUCAGAGACACGUCCGUUGUAAGUGCACCUUAUUCAGGGUUCUUCGAAUCUACCUCGACCCACAAGAUCAACGUCAGACCCACCCUGUGAUCUCAGCUGUGGAGUGUUACGUCAUGGUUUUUUGUGUUCGGAACAUGCACGCCGGGGCUGCCACAGGCCUGUCCUUAGUGCUGGCGGCGGGAAUCCUUCUACAACUCGUCCUCGUCGGACACGCCCUAAACCUCCAGACAACAGACGUGAACUCCAAACGUUCGGUGAGCAGCCUCUCUCUCGCCGAUGACCUUUUGCCUCAUCUGGAGCGCGUGCUGGGCAUGAGGAAAGGACUCCCCCGAUCGCGGAUGAAUCGCCUCCGUGAUGCCUACCGGCGGCUACUCAGCAUAGACGGUGGGGACUCUGAACAUGGAACAGUGAGCGAGGACGUGAAAGAUUUCCCAAGGCAGUACAGACGGACCAUAUCUGAUGUGGAACAGGAAGAAGACAGCUCCAUUCAACCAAGUCAAACGUCGUACUUAAAUGAUUCGGGGGAUUCUGAAGACGUAAACAACUUGUACAGCCUGCUUAAAGGUGGCGGUGGACUUGAGAGUAAUUCGUUGCCUAUCGUGGACUUUUAUCCCGACGUAUUCGACAAACUCAGCGCUGCGAACUCGGCCAGUGAAGAGAGUCUUAGCAGUUUAAACAGUGGCUUGUUUCCUGCCAACGAUUUCCUUCAGGGGUAUAGGUCAGUUGAGAGCAAUGGCAUCAGAGAACCUGGUGCUUCAGACAACGUUGACGAUUCUGCGGACCUGCUGGCUGGAAACCAAGGCGAGGAGGGAGAAGAGAGAAGCAAGCGACAGCAAGGCUGGUACAUCCAGUACGGAAAACGGGGCGGUUUGUCUUUGGCCGGACGCUCAGACCGUGCAGAAAACUCUCAGAGUUUGCCAUUGCUGACGUCAAAGUUGAGAGGACAUUUAAACUCUCCACCGAGCUCUGUUGACGAGCAGCUGACUCAGUUCUUGGAAAGACUUGUAGACUCAGCACAUGCUAGGCUGUCGUCGUCCUUUUUCGCUCAUGACGGAGCGAACAAGAGACAUCGGAGCAAUGACGCCAAAAUGUGGUGGUGGAACAGGAAUGAGAAAACGGCCACCCCUGUGGAAAAGCGACAGCAAGGGUGGUACACCCAGUAUGGGAAACGUGCCGAUGACGUGAGAUCCACGUGACCCCGCUUGGUGCCGCCAUGUUGAUGACGUGCGUUGUGUGCAGUGUCUAAUGAGAUAUAAGCUAACACAGGGAA
Messenger RNA from Aplysia californica (California sea hare), 1961 nucleotides. RefSeq lists its product as uncharacterized. The coding region runs from base 805 to 1887 and encodes 360 amino acids. The transcript is spliced from 2 exons. Lineage: Eukaryota; Metazoa; Mollusca; Gastropoda; Aplysiida; Aplysiidae. The record is from RefSeq and is a predicted model, not a curated record.